GGGGGGGUGCAGGACUGUUGGAGUCGGGCCUCCUUUUAAAACAAAAUUAUCGGGUGCAUGUGGGUGCGUGUGUAUGUUUACAGACGCCGUAGCCACCAGAUCCUAAGGAGAGAAGCGGGUCCUUCUCGGUGCCCGGCGGCAGUGGCUCUCUCCCGGCAGCUUCUGGCAUAAAUAGACAGGAACCCGCCGACCGCCCGCAGCCUGCGCCCCGCGUCUGGCCGGGAGAGGCACCUCCCGCCGCGGCCAAAGGAAACUUGAUGCGGAGCCCGGCGGCGGUCCCAGGGCUCGCCCGCCUGCCGGACUCGGGGAAGGGUCGCGGGCGUCGGGUGCCAGCGGCCGGGGCCGGCGGGCGGGCUCGGAACCCGGCUGGGCGCCGGGCCUGGCCGGCGCGCCCGGCUUCCUGGGGGCUGGGCCGCUGCCGCCACCGCCCGGGAGGGACGCCGCGUCCUCCUUCCCGCCGGCCAGCGCCCGGGCUGGCCCUGGGGCCUUGUCGAUGCACUUGUCCCGGCGCGCCGGGGGCUCGGGCGGCGCGUCCUGGGAGGGCGCCGCGCCCAGGGGUCAGCGGCCCCGGCCGCGGCCUAGCGCCGGGCGCCUCCGGGUCCCCGCGGGCGCCCCCGGGCCGGCCUCGCGCGCUGGGCCUGACCCGCCUCGGCUACGGAGCGGGCGAGGUGGGGGCGGGGAGCCUCCGGGGACCGAGCGGCGCCCUGCUGGCAAGCCCGGGUGCCGGCUCCCCUGGGGGUCCCGGGGCGCGGGCGGCGGCGGGGUGGGGACGCGUGUGCCCGCCCCGCGCCCUCCGAUCCCGCUCGGGGCGCCGAGUGGCAUUCGCCCGCCGGCCAAACGUGGUUGGUGCAAAGCCGCGGCCGCCACUUCCUUUCCGCCUCGCGGGCCGGGCUCGCCCACCAAGCGAUGCCCGCUGUGGCCGAUCGUGGCGCCCGCCCGCUCGCGGGGCUACGGCCUGGGACCCGGCCCCGAGAGGGCUCGGGCAGCCUUUCCAAGUUCCAGGGGCUUCAGGAUGCAACUCAUCCCCUUCCGAGGACGCACUGGCGUCUGGGUUUGGGCCGCACGUGUGGCUGCGUUGGCCGCCCUCACCCCCUUGCCCCUUUAGAGGGGAAGAAGAGGGCAGGAGGCUGGCAGCCAGAGCCGGGCUCAGAAACGGUCUUCCCAGCGCCGGACGAGGUGCCCGAGUCAGUCGGUGUAGGCAGGACCCCUGGUCAUCGGCUGUGAACGUGACCCCUGGGACUGGCAGUCGAGGUUGCCCCAUACUUGCGGCUUGGCGUUUAGUAGUUUUCACCCCCUCUGUAUAGUGUUUGUAACUUAGGGAUAUUUUACCCGCUCCCUUCCCCCAGUGUGGGCUACGGGUAGUGCUCCCAGCCCUGGGUUAAGAAUAUUCGGAGGUUUCCUAGUUGAGGAAAAGUGCCAGCAUUUACCUUCUGCCACUGGCCUCCCUGUUGCUGUGACUAGGUCUGCUUUUGAUGAAUGGCAAGGGAGGGUGGAGGAUAGUUACAUUUCCUGUUGUGGAUUUUCAGGAAUCACCGAGGUUGCUGUCAAGCUUGCAUUCACUUAUUAGUUUUCAAACCGACUGCAGAUAACAUUGGAACUUAGCAGCCUGAGCUUUUUUUGGUGUUUAAGGCAGGUGCAGACAGGGGGCUGGUGACAGACUGGGACCAGGUCGAUGGUCUUGAAGUUAGGCAGGCGCAUGCUCCGCUCCCUUACCAAGACCUGGAGGGUGACCCCUGUUUAAUCCCAUGCACACACAUUCAGGACUUUCUAGUUUUCUCACCCCACCCCCAUCAUUCCUUUUUUAGAGGGGGGGAAAGGGUAGAAAUAGAAACCUAAGAAAUCCUGGAAAAACUUGUGUUUUCUAAGGAAACUUCAACAGAUGGACGGUUUAGGACUCAACCAGGCAUUUUGAAGCGGUAAAGUUGGAAGGAACAUCUAUCGAUUGAUGGGGCAGAGUCCAGAAUUUCACUGUAAUUAGUGAAUGAUUAUAAUUUAUAACUCAGCUUGUUGUGUAAGAAGUUAGAUUUUGGUUUCUUAGAUCCAAGAGUUCUUUGCUGUUACAAUUUGUAACUGCGUCUUAAUAUUAAACGUUUACAUAUUUCAUUCUCAAUGAGUUGAGUUUUUUUCUUUUGACCUUCAAAAGUUAGAGAUAAUUCCGCAUAUUUCAGACCGACUUACCAGUAAAAAUGUCAUCAUAACCAAAAGUAAGGGUUUGUAGUUUAAUUGGAAGCCAGUUAUGGCAAACAAAAAGUCCUGACAGCUCAGUGAACCAUGACCCCACUUUUCUCUUUCUCUGCUUUCCCGAGGACUUUAUUAGGCAAAUAUUCAGUAUACCAAAGCUAGCUAAAGAUGUUUAAACAUAGUAGUGGAAAAUUUGAAACUCUGGAUGUUUAACAUUUGACGUGGGUCGAUUUCUUGUGUUUUCAAGGACACUGUACUUUUAUUCUUAGUAUUACGGCAUAUAAGCUUCGUUGUUUUUAGAGCAUUUUCACACAAUUUCCUUUUGAUAGAGAACAGACCACUGAGCUCUAAAUGGGGUAUCUGGGACAUGGUUCCGUUAUGUGCUUUAUACCAAAAAAAGGCUUAAAGCAAAUAAGGGACUUUAUUCAUUUAAUAACUAUUCCCAGAACAUUCACGGUGCCCCAGACACAGUGCUUGUUCUGUGGAUUCAACUGGGAACAGGAAGACAAUUUCUUUACCUUCUGGGGAGAUUGCAUUCUAGCUGAUGAGCUGACAAUACCUAACUAAAAAUAAAUACAGUAAUUACCUUUUCCAGUGAGUUCUGUGGAAGGUGAUAAUACUUAACUGUAUAUCUGAAGGGUUGCAAAGGGAACAAGUGAGAUACUGUUAUGAAAGAAGGUUGCAUAAGUUACAGCAACCUACAAAUGUAUAAGGUGUUCACUUUCAGAAUUCUGUCAGAUUAUUCUUCAUUUUAAAAGCCAGGGAGGGAGUUCCCUUCAUGGCUCAGUGGUUAACAAACCCAACUAGGAUCCAUGAAGACACGGGUUUGAUCCCUGGCCUCACUCAGUGGGUUAAGGAUCUGGCGUUGCCGUGAGCUGUGGUGUAGGGGGCAGAUGCAGCUCAGAUGUGGUAUUGCUGUGGCUGUGGUGUAGGCCGGCAGCUAGCUCCAAUUGGACCCCUAGCCUGGAAACUUCCGUAUGCUGCAGCUGUGGCCCUAAAAAAAAAAAAAAAAAAGAAAAAGCCAGGAAAUCAUCACUGUGGCUUAAACAUUGACUUUUCAGCAAGAAGGGAUUUUACUUGUUCUGAAAGUGUAUAGAUAAUGGUAAGGAAUUUAACACAGAAUAAUUAUUUUAUGUAAAGCAUUAAAGUAUUUAACAAAAUGAAAUAUGUUAUUGCCAGUGAGUUAUUUUUUUUUUUUUUCCUGUCAGGAAAGAAGUUAGAUGGUGUCCAUGGAGACCAGAUGAUAUGGAAAUAAAAAUGAUUGAGCUAAUGUAUUUUCCCUCUUUAUAUCAGGAGGAAAUCUUCCCAAGCUCACUGUACUUUAGUCUGAAUUUUCUUCAUCAGUACUGAAAACCCUUCAGUUCAUUACAUGUUAUUACAGAGUAUGCCCUUAACUGAUUUUAGUUUUUGCUAUAAUAUCUUUAAAGGGACUCAGUUAACUUGCAUUUAUUUUUUGAAAGCUCAGUACAUAGCCAGCACUAUUAUAUGUGAAAAUAUAUGAUGACAAGGAAACAUAUAGUGAAAAGGAACAUAUAGUGUGUGUGUGUGUGUGUGUGUGUGUAUAGAUGUGUAUAUAUAAGGAAACAUAUAGUGUGAAAAGGAACAUAUAGUGUGUGUGUGUGUAUAUAUAGAUGUGUAUAUAUAUGUGUAUAUAUAUAUAUUUAAUAACAUAAAAUAGUAUACAAAAUGACAAAUUGUUAUGAACUGUCAGUUAUUGUUAACAAUAAAAUCAGUUCUUCUUUUGGUCUUUAUGGGACACCUUUCCCACAGGGAGGUAGGAAGUUAGGGCUUUCUGUCCCCAUUGGCCCAUUUAUGCCCUUCUUUUGGUCUUAGUCUGAUGAAUAUUUGGCUGUCAUGUCUAUCCCGAGGCAGGAUCAAACAGUGGUCCUCGUGGUAGGGGUAGCUGGUGGGAAUGGGAGUGAAGAGACUUUAUUAAAUCUUGAUUUUUUUUUUUUUAAUUUUUCAGCGAAGAAUGAUGUUAUCUAUAUGAUCCAGAUUUAAACCUGAAGCCAAUAUAUUAUAUAGAAUACGAAGGGAAAUACACAGGCAGAAAAUCAAGGCCACCUGAGGCUGGUCUAUGACCUGUCCAGAGAACCCACAGUCACCAGUGUUUGACCUUGAAAGAUCCUUUUAAAAUGAUUUCCCCUCUCACAAGUUCCAUCUUUUGACAGACUGUCUCUGAAACAGAUUGUGUUUAGUUAGGAAGACUUCACAUGCCCAUUUUUAUUACUCGGCAACACACCGGACUUGUAGUCAGAGCUCCCGAUGGACUUGAGAGAACUAGCGGCAUCAAAUCCAGCUGGUCUGAUUCCAACCUCAAGUAAAGAAACUUGACGUUGUGGACAGCCUGAGCAGCAGUUUCUUGGAUAAACUGACAGUCCGCUUAGGCUUUCUGAGGUUCUGAAAUUGGCUACCGUCUCCCCACUCCCAUCAGUAACUCUUAAGUUCUGCUGGGGAUCCAGGAACCCUAGGUUAUCAAUCAUUGCUGUAACCCAGACAAUUAUUUUGUUAAAUGAAUGCACACUUUGGGUCCUUAUUUCAUUUAGCUAUUAGAUAUAUGCUGACAGCCAGGUAUGUACAAGGCUCUGGGUAGUGGAAGGUACAUGAAUUCAAGAGUCCAGAGGCCCGGAGUUGACUUUCAGCUCUUUUAUUAACUCUCCAGUCAUUUCCUCUUUCUGGACCUUAGUUUUCACAGUUGUAAAAUGGGGCUGCAUCGCUCUGUCAUUUCUGAAGGAUGGCACUCAGGUGUGUAUCAGAAUCACGGAGGGCAAGGGGCUUUCAGAAGCCACACAGAACAUUCAGAUUUGAGGCUGAAUGCAGCUCCAUCCUCUCCUUUCUCUCCUGCCCUAAGAACCCCAUCCUCACCCCCACCUCCACCCCAAGAGUAAGCCUCUGAUGUUCACCAGUGUGUCCUCAGGUGCUGGGCCAGAGCAAAGGUGGAGAACCACUGCAUCGAGGAUCUCUGUCUAGGGCCAGAUCGUUUCAUUUCCUCAUUGGCUCAGAGGCAACACUGGGCAGGAAAGCAAGCAGAUGGAACUUAUCAUCCACCUUUUAGGUGGUGCUUUGAGUAGGGAAUCUGUGGUCCUUCUCUGUUGGCUCUGCUCAUGUUGACCUUGCUUGUCAUAUAAAAAUGGGAUGAGUGUUGUGGUUGUGAUACUUUGAAUUUUCCAUUCUGAAGAGGCAAGAAGGACUUUGUUUUAUGACGAUGUCUCUGUCUAGGAAGGCUUAUAUAAAGAGUCAUGGGUUGUUUUUUUUUUGUUUGUUUGUUUGUUUUCUGUUUUAGCUUGUAUUCCCCUUUAUCAAUUUAGUAUUAAGUGUCGAUAUACAAGAAAGAACAAGAGUCAAGCAAAAAAAUGUCCCCUUAUGUCCUGUGCCCUGUGUGUAUGCCUUGUAGUCCCAUGAUUAUGAGAAGGGAGUCUGUGCCCUUUUUUCUCGUGAUGAAUCCUAAGCAUUUUUAUCUCAAAGGCAAGACCAGUUUAGUUCAACGGAGUAUCUUAAUGUAGAGUUUUGUGUGAUAAAAGCCUGUCCAGUUUUCAUUAACCAUUUUUUCGAGUUAACUGCUUGCUCUGUCAUUGUCAUAAAUAAUUUCUUCUCCGGUGUCCUUAGCAAUCUGUUGCUCCUGUGUGAGAGCAUUUGAUACUCAUACACCCUAAUGUGAUCAAAGGAAAGAUGAGCUUCCAAUUUAAUUUGUUCUUAUUGAGCAUAAAGAUGUCAAGUUUUUGUAGGCACCAAAGAAAUACUUUAUAGAUGAAAUGCACUGUCCUGGCCCCAUAAGCUUAGAAUCCUACAGACUUCUCCAUCUCAGGAAGUUGACAUUUUGAGUGAGAAGGAACUGCAGACAGUCCACCCCUCCCCACCCCC
Sus scrofa (pig) is the source of this 6042-nucleotide messenger RNA. NCBI's taxonomy places the organism in Eukaryota, Metazoa, Chordata, Mammalia, Artiodactyla, Suidae. The record is from RefSeq and is a predicted model, not a curated record.